This is a messenger RNA of Cutaneotrichosporon oleaginosum, 2303 nucleotides long. RefSeq lists its product as uncharacterized. NCBI's taxonomy places the organism in Eukaryota, Fungi, Basidiomycota, Tremellomycetes, Trichosporonales, Trichosporonaceae. The record is from RefSeq and is a predicted model, not a curated record.
CGCUCACUCUCCCUUCUCCGCCAUACCCCCCUCCAACACUCUACUUCCACUCGCCAUCACGUCUGAACAGUUGCUUGCCAUCCUCGACAUUACCAAACAUCUCACUCCCUUCUAUCCUCCGACUACUCUCACAUCCACCCUCUUAGCCACUGUUUCUGCGACCCGUCGGCCCUUCCGAGGCCUGGACUCCCUGCGUGCGCGCGCGCUACCUUCCCCACCUUCGCACAACACUCUGGCCGCUAGCCAGUCCCGCCAUGACUACGAACGACUCGCACAAACAGCAGACCUCACCGUCUCCAGACUCUGUCGACCACAACACGCUCGACUCGUCUAGUCCUCCCAUCUCCACCUCCAUCACACUUUUUGAUCACAACGGCAGCGAUACCCACAUGGACGAGCCUAACGACGACAGCAUGCGACGGCCGGGCAUCGACGGCAUCGACACGUCUGUGGCUGAUUGGGAUGACUUGGAGGUUGAAGUGCACAACUCUGACACAUCCGACAUCGAGUCACUCGAGGAAGACGCCGAUGACUUCUACGAUCACGUCAUCGACGAAAGCUUUGGCGAUGAGCAGAGUGUCAAUGACGGGCAGGAUGUCGACGACGGCCGGGUAGGGCUGGCGUCUUUAACACUCGACGUAACGCCGCCUUCACCACGUCCCGAGUCCACUGACCGCUUCGAUGAGGCCCUGCCAAUGGACUCUCCCACGCCGACUACACCACGCCCCCGUCAUCGGAAAAUCCUCCCUGCGACGUAUCGUCCUAGCUUUCCUAGCGAUGCCGAGAGUCAGAUAGGUUUGGGUUUGGGGUUACGGCCAGGAAGUUCGGCUCAAUCGGGUCCAUUGAGAGGCUCGCCGGCCUCGGAGCAUGGGGGAUGGCCAUCGUCAUCCAGCGCGUCCCUGUCCCAGCCCAGGCUUCACAGUUCCGAAGAGCUCGUUUGGGGCCCCGUAAAACGCAGGACCAACUGGAUCUCCUCAGCCCCGAUGAGGCGCGACUCGCAAAGCCCAGCAAUCGAGCGCGAUGAGCCCAAGCCUGACGAGAGCGAUAAUCCUUCGGCACCGACCCUCGUCCUGACCCCUCCCGAGAUGGGAGACAUGCACAUGGCGCCUAUUCGCCUCGACCCGGACCAGGAGCACAAUUGGCACCGGAGGAUGCAGCUGAAGGACAAUUGGAAGGGCAAGGACUCGUUUUUGGAGCUUGUGGCCAGCCUUGCGGUGCUGGCGCGACCCCCACACCUCCGCGGCCAGGCGGCUGCCUUCAUUGCACAAGCAGCACUACGCACGCUCGGAGGAGACGACUACUGGGCGAAAGGUGUCACCAAGGCUGCGCUAUUUCGUCACGUCACAUUCGACGCCAACACUUCCAGCUUCCUCCUCGAGGCUCUCAUGAUGCGGCAGGAGGGCGAGGGAGGCCUUGUGGAACUCCGACAGGACGUCCUAAAGUAUGCGCGACGCCUCCAUGUCGAUAUGAUCCCGGACACUCGCGGGGCGGCCUUUCUGGAUCCGAUCGUGUCGCGGAAGUUCACCGAUGCUGGGUCGAUCUCGAUCAGCUCAGGCGCCAGCGAGGACAUUGCGAUAAGCACGCUGCGCGCUCGCGCGCUACGCGACUUGGCCCAUCCAGAGGAGGUGUGCGUCGACGCCCGGCCGGACGGGUGCGGCGUCAGCCUAGCACUCGGCCUCAUCGUGUUUCCCGGCUGGCCCUCUCUUAGCAACGUGACAAUCCACAACGCACACCAUAUCCUCGCUCCCGGCGCCAGUCGCUCGCAUCUCUUCGUUGGGAAGGCCGAGUACGACCUCGCGUUCGGCCCCGAUGCAAACGACACGACCUGGAACUGCAUGGUAGAGACUCUCCGCGACCUCCUCGGGGUAUUUGAGGACCGCGAGGUCGGCACGAUCCGCGUCGUGGUUCCCUUCGACAAGCACGGCACGCUCCCUAUUCCUCGCGCGGCGGACGUACCGCCCAAGGUGCCCCUUACGCCCUCGAAGCAGCUGCCCGCGCGCAACGCCGAGAAGGCCAAGGCCACACCCAAACCCAGGUGCGACGACUUGCUCACUACCGUGCGCAGGCUCAUCCUGGGCGAGAGGGGCACCCAGUUCAACAUCAACUUCUACACCGUCGAACUAUAUCCUCGUUGCUGCUCCAUUUGCGACAUGCCGUGGCGGGACAGGCCCGCCACGCCACCCUGGCCGACCAAACUCCCAUGACCGACACAAUUUGUAGCUUUGUACGAGAUACUAUGCUGAAUCAUGUUUCUAUACAUGCAAAAUGAGCACAAGAGCCAAAUAGUGUGUGUGUAUUGUGAC